Molecule: messenger RNA, 1887 nt
Organism: Dictyostelium discoideum AX4
Lineage: Eukaryota; Evosea; Eumycetozoa; Dictyosteliales; Dictyosteliaceae
Gene: gtpbp5
Product: GTP1/OBG family protein
Exons: 1
Coding region: 1-1887 (628 amino acids)
Biological process (GO): ribosome biogenesis
Cellular component (GO): cytoplasm
Molecular function (GO): metal ion binding; GTPase activity; magnesium ion binding
Source: RefSeq, a predicted model, not a curated record
AUGAAAAAAUGUUUAAUUUUAAAUAAUUUUAAAUUAAAAAAUGAUUUUAUAAAAUAUAAUUAUUUUAAAAGAGAUUUUUGUAUUAGUAUUGAUAGAGAUAAUAAUAAUAAUUAUAAUAGUUAUAAUGAACCAAAAGUAACAUUUAAACAUGAACCAAGUGAAGAAUUUGAAAAAUUGGAAGAGAUGUCAUAUCAAGAAUUAAAAGAAACAGCACAAGAUUUAGGAUCAGAAAUUAAAGAGAAAUCAAAACCAUCAGCACAUUCACAUCUUUCAUUCAUUGAUAAGAUUAGAGUUGGUGUUAAAGCUGGUGAUGGUGGUGGUGGUGCAAUUAGUUUUUUCAGAGCAAAAUAUAUACCAGAAGGUCCACCUGAUGGUGGUAAUGGUGGUAGUGGUGCAAAUAUUAUAGUUAGAGCAGAUUUUGAUAAUAAUAAUCUUUCACAUUUAAAAAAGAACUAUAAAGGUGAAAAUGGUCAAAAGGGUAUGGGUGCAAGAAAAUCCGGUAAAGAUGGUGAUGAUAUAGUUUUACGUGUACCAAUUGGAACUGUUAUUAAAGAGUUGGUCCUAAAAACUAAUGAUGGAGAAGAGAUUCAAGAAUUUGAAACUGAUGAUACUGGAAAUGUAAUCUCAAAAAAAGAUCCAAGAUUCGAUCCAACCAGUGAAUCAUUCGAUCCAGCACUUUAUUUAAAAGCAUUAAGUGCACCGGUUGUAGAUGGUAAAAUCAAUGAUACAAAUAAUAUAAUAUCACAUCUCGAUAGUAAAUCAACUAAAAAUAACAAUAAUAAUGGUAAUAACAAAUGGGUUGAAAAUGGUAAUAUAAUUGAUUUAAAUGAAUUUGGACAAGAGGUAGUUGUUGCAUCAGGUGGUUUAGGUGGAAAAGGUAAUUAUAAUUUUGCAUCUGGUUCAAAUAGAUCACCAGAAUAUGCUCAACCAGGUACAAAAGGUGAAAUUAAAAGAAUUGAAUUAGAAUUGAAAAUCAUUGCAGAUUUUGGUUUAGUAGGUUACCCAAAUGCUGGUAAAAGUACUUUAUUAUCAGUGAUUUCAAAUGCAAUUCCAAAUAUUCAAAAUUAUGCAUUCACAACUUUAAAUCCAUAUGUUGGUGUAAUUGAUUUCUUUGAUAUAGAUAGUCAAGUUUUAAAAGAAAAACUUAAUUCAACAAAAGUUAAUAGUACAAAUAAUCUUUCAAAACGUAAAAGAAAUAUUAAUAAUAUUAUAAAUGGUUAUAGUAAUAAUAAUAAUAGUAAUAAUAAUAAUAAUAAUAAUAAUAAUAAUAAUAAUAAUAAUAAUAAUAAUAAUAAUAAUAAUAAUAAUAAUAAUAAUGAUGGUAAUAAUAAUUUAAUAAAUUCAAUUCCAACAAGUACAAUUGCAGAUUUACCAGGUAUUUUAGAAGGUGCACAUUUAAAUUUAGGAUUAGGUUUAGAUUUUCUUCGUCAUAUUGAAAGAACUAAAGCAAUAGUUUAUGUAUUGGAUAUGUCAAAUAAUGGUUUACCAGCAAUUUGGGAUGGUAAACAAGUAAAAGUGGUUACAAAUCGUUAUGGAUAUAUUCAAGAUGAAGAUGAUUUAAUUGAGGCUAAAAAAGAAAUUAAAUCUAAAAUCCAUGAUCAACACUAUAGAACACCAUGGAAAGAUUUUUCAAGUCUUUUAGAGGAACUAGAAAAUUAUAAACCUGGUUUAACUAAUAAACCCUCAAUUAUUAUUGCCAAUAAAAUGGAUGGUGAAUAUGCAGAGAGUCAUUUAGAAGAAUUUAAAAAAGCAACUAAAAAUUUAUUCAAAGGUAAAGAAUGGAAUAUUAUACCUAUAAGUGCAAAAAAUAAUCAAAAUAUAUUAUCAAUUAAAAAAGGUUUAAAAGAAAUUUUAAAAAAAUUAUACAAUUCAAAUUUAAAUAAUUAA